AUGACUACCGCCGCCUGGGACCGCGAAAAGGCUCUUGCAGAGCAUGACGAACUGCUCAAGCGCGCGGCUACCACCGAAGAAGGUGACAUGAUCGCCACUAAGAACCACCUCAACUCGCCCAUUCUUCGUCUACCUGGCGAGAUCCGCAACCAAAUCUACAGAUACGUCUGCGAAACAACCACAAUCAGAUACGGCGAGAAUUACGAGAAGCGUCCCGAAGGUACUGGAACUGCCUGUCGCUUCACCCAAACAUUCCUUCUCACCUGCAAACAAUGGCACUCCGAGGCGAUUACACUCAUGUAUGGUCUCGCAACGUUCGAGGUGUCCAGUACCGAGGCAUGGCUUUCCCGUCAAAGCUUCAACCCCAAGUAUUGCAGCCUCAUUACGUCGCUCUCCGUUGACUCUGUAGUCAUAUCAACAGCGUUGAGGACGACCCAGGGAUACACCUAUGAAGAGGACGAAGAGUAUGAAGACUUGUUUCCAAAGUAUAUGCCUGGGAGCACCCUUCAGAACCAGGUCGACUCACCUCUAUUACGGCUGCCAGGAGAGAUACGCAACAAGAUCUACGCGUACGCGUGUUCCCGCACUCAGGCCGUCUUCAACAACAGUCCUCGAGCUCGCAAGUCCACAGCCAUCAUAUCCACCUGUUUUCAGAUGCGCCAUGAAGCCCACGCCAUCUUCUUCGCGCAUGCGACAUUAGAUCUGAGGGCGCUCCUGUUCUCGGAGUUCCCAGAGAAUCUUCCACACGCGGACUACCAGCUCGUCACUUCCAUCCAUCUACGAUCGCAGCGGAUUACAAGGCUCCUACGGGAGGAUGAGCAUUUUGUAGCGGAACGACAGGGAGCUAAACUCUUCCCGGAACUGGAACGAGUAUAUGUCGCUGGUUGGAGUAAAUCGCGCAUGCCAAAGGAUAGUUUGGGGGUUGACGCGCUACGAACUUGGGCGGGAAAUGCGGACUUGCAAGUGGCGCACAGCUCAGCGCUCUAG
Molecule: messenger RNA, 987 nt
Organism: Alternaria metachromatica
Lineage: Eukaryota; Fungi; Ascomycota; Dothideomycetes; Pleosporales; Pleosporaceae
Exons: 3
Coding region: 1-987 (328 amino acids)
Source: RefSeq, a predicted model, not a curated record